Messenger RNA from Lithohypha guttulata, 624 nucleotides. It is a transcript of the gene ryh1, whose product is annotated as GTPase Ryh1. The transcript is spliced from 3 exons. Gene Ontology annotation, biological process: vesicle-mediated transport. The coding region runs from base 1 to 624 and encodes 207 amino acids. NCBI's taxonomy places the organism in Eukaryota, Fungi, Ascomycota, Eurotiomycetes, Chaetothyriales, Trichomeriaceae. The record is from RefSeq and is a predicted model, not a curated record. Gene Ontology annotation, molecular function: GTPase activity; GTP binding.
AUGGCGUCGCAGGUGGGAUCAUACUCGAAUCCCCUAAAGAAGUUCAAACUUGUCUUCUUAGGGGAACAGUCCGUUGGUAAAACCUCGUUAAUUACAAGAUUUAUGUACGACUCGUUCGACACGACCUACCAAGCGACCAUAGGAAUCGACUUCCUCUCAAAGACAAUGUACCUCGAAGACAGGACGGUACGCCUACAGUUAUGGGACACGGCUGGCCAAGAGCGUUUUCGAUCGUUGAUACCCUCUUACAUCCGAGACUCUUCCGUAGCGGUAGUGGUCUACGACAUUACGAGUAAAAAGACCUUUGAGCAGACUAAGAAGUGGAUAGACGAUGUGCGCGGCGAGCGAGGGAACGAUGUUAUUGUGGUAUUGGUUGGGAAUAAAACAGAUCUGGGAGAUAGCAGGAGGGAAGUCACCACUGCACAGGGUGAAGAGGAGGCGAAAAGGGCAGGAGCCAUCUUCAUGGAGACAUCUGCAAAGGUUGGCCAUAACGUAAAGGCGCUGUUUAGGAAGAUUGCGCAAGCACUGCCAGGGAUGGAAGGUGAACAAGAGCAACAGAAACCUCAGAUGAUUGAUGUCUCGGUAAAUAACCAGAAACCAACCGAGGAAGGUUGUGCCUGUUGA